AUGUUUUCUGGGUGUAUGUUUUUGAUGAUAUUACUCAUUUCUCAGAUUGAAGAAAAGAUCAUCCUUGGAGUACAGGGUCAAGAACUGGUUCGUCCUAAAAAGCUUCCUCUGAUCCAUAAGCGAGAUGUUGGACACACCCAUGGUGAUGACAUACAGGAGAAAUACGAAGAAGAAUUGAUGUAUGAAAUAAAACUAAAUAGAAAAACCUUAAUACUUCAUCUUCUAAGGUCAAGGGAGUUCUUAGCCUCAAAUUACAGUGAAACGUACUACUCCAUAAGAGGAGAAGCACUCACCAGGCAUCCUCAGAUCAUGGAACACUGUUUUUACCAGGGAACCAUCACACACGAAUAUGACUCUGCGGCCAGCAUCAGCACGUGUAACGGUCUCAGGGGAUUUUUCAGAGUGUCUGACCAAAGGUACCUCAUUGAACCAGUGAAAUACUCAGAUGAGGGAGAACAUUUAGUGUUUAAAUAUAACCCGAGGGUGCCAUAUACUGCCAAUUACUCUUGUUCAGAGCUUAACUUCACCGGGAAAACAGUUUCAAGUGAUACUAUACAUAAAGAAGACUCCCAAACAAAAAACAUCCAUAAUGAAAAGUAUGUUGAACUGUUCAUUGUGGCCGAUGAUAACGUGUAUCGUAGGAAUAAUCAUCCUCACAGUAAACUAAGGAACCGAAUUUGGGGAAUGGUCAAUUUUGUCAACAUGAUUUAUAAAACCUUGAACAUCCAGGUGACAUUGGUUGGCCUUGAAAUAUGGACAAAUGGAGAUAAAAUACAAUUAGAUUCAAACAUAGAAACUACCUUAUUACGUUUUUCAACUUGGCAAGAAACUGUCCUUAAAACAAGGAAGAGUUUUGAUCAUGUUGUAUUACUCAGUGGGAAGUGGCUCUACACACACGCGCAAGGAAUUUCUUAUCCAGCGGGAAUGUGCCUGCCCUAUCAUUCCUGCAGUGUCAUUAAGGAUCUUUUACCUGACAUAAAUGUAGUUGCAAAUAGAAUGGCACAUCAGUUGGGGCAUAACCUUGGGAUGCAGCAUGACGAGUUCCCGUGCACCUGUCCUUCCGGAAAAUGCGUGAUGGAUACUAGUGGAAGCAUUCCUGCACUAAAAUUCAGUAAAUGCAGCCAAAACCAAUACCAGCAAUACCUGAAGGAUUACAAGCCAACAUGCAUGUUCAAUAUUCCAUUUCCUGCCAAAUUCGAUGAUUUCCAAUAUUGUGGAAACAAAAAGUUGGAUGAGGGAGAAGAGUGUGACUGUGGCCCUGUUCAGGAGUGUACUAAUCCUUGCUGUGAUGCACACAAAUGUGUAUUGAAGCCAGGAUUUACUUGUGCAGAAGGAGAAUGCUGUGAAUUUUGUCAGAUUAAAGAAGCAGGGUCCACAUGCAGACCAGCAAAAAAUGAAUGUGACUUUCCUGAAGCGUGCACUGGCCACUCCCCUGCGUGUCCUAAGGACCAAUUCCAAGUCAAUGGGUUUCCUUGCAAGAAUGCAGAAGGCUACUGCUUCAUGGGGAAGUGUCCCACCCGGGAUGACCAGUGCUCUGAACUAUUUGCUGAUGGGGCAAAAAAGAGUCAUGAUAUGUGCUACAAGAUGAAUAAAAAAGGAAAUAAAUUUGGGUACUGCAAAAAACAGGAAAACAGAUUCAUUCCAUGUGAAGAGAAAGAUGUCAAAUGUGGAAAGAUCUACUGUACUGGAGGACAUCACUCAUCUCUCUUUGGGGAAGACAAGACCUAUCACCUCAAGUAUCCAAAGCAGAGCCCCCAGAAUGGCACCAUCACAUGCAAAACCAUGUUUUUAUACCACGAUUCUAAAGAUGUCGGCCUGGUUGCCUUUGGAACAAAGUGCGGAGAUGGAAUGGUGUGCAGCAACGGUGAAUGCGUGAACAAUGAAAAGGUCUACAGUUCAACAAAUUGCCACUCUCAGUGUGGUGAAAGUGAUGUGAAUGGCCAUGAACUCCAGUGCCAGUGUGAGGAAGGACAGACAUCUGCAAACUGUGAAGAAACCUUAAAUAUUACCAAUAUUGCCAUUUUGGUGGUUGUGCUUGGCCUGGUUGUUACGGGCAUUGGAGUUGUCACAUUAUUAAUUCGUUACCAAAAGUGUAUUAAGUUGAAGCAAAUUCAAAGCCCACCUAGGGAAACCCUGGGCGUGGAGAAUAAAGGAUACUUUGCUGAUGAGCAGCAGACAAGGACUGAGCCAAUCUUGCCAGAUAUCCAUCCCCUGCAUAAACCUGCAAGUAAAGAUUCAAGAGGAAUUACAGAUCCCAACCAAAGUGCCAAAGUGAGCUUGAAAUUGGAUCUCCAAAAUGGCUGUGCAAGGCUAGGUUGAGGAGUCCGGAUGCAAGAACUUCAC
Microcebus murinus (gray mouse lemur) is the source of this 2343-nucleotide messenger RNA. Lineage: Eukaryota; Metazoa; Chordata; Mammalia; Primates; Cheirogaleidae. The record is from RefSeq and is a predicted model, not a curated record.